AUGGAGCGAAAACUGGAUUUGUCUCGUCUGACUGACGAAGAAGCGAAACACGUCUGGGAGGUGAUCCAACGAGACUUCACCCUCCGAAAGAAUGAAGAGGAGCGACUCGGUAAUUUGAAGACUAAAAUCGAGAAGGAGGAUUCGAAGCGAGAGCUGCUGGGCUCUCAGAACCAGCUGUCCAACUCGCUGUGCAUUUGCUGCCUGCAGCCCUUUAAGUUCCUGGUCAACAGCAAGCGUCAGUGUCUGGACUGCCACAUGUACAGCUGCAAGUCCUGCAGCCGCUACAACAAGAAGGAGCACGGCUGGGUGUGUGACAACUGCCGCAUGACCAGGGUGGUGAAGAUCGGUACUGCAGGCUGGUACCACGACAACGUGAGAAACCGCUUCAAACGCUUCGGCAGCGCCAAGGUGAUGAGGUCACUGUACAAGAGGCUGAAUGGAGAUGGUGGUCGUGAUGACGACACUCAGAGUAUGCCGGACGUCCGCAGCCACGUGUAUAACGGCGCCGAGGACGACCACGGGGAGGCCGACGCUCAGCGCUACAAAGUGAUGAGGAAGAACAAACGUCUGCUGUCGGUUCAUCCUCUUGACUUUGACCCUGAGGAAUAUUUCCCUCAUUCACGACGACAGUCUGUACAGAUGCAGGAUGAUCGAGGUUACAGGAAUGAUUUGGACUACGACAUGUACAACCACCGAGGGAACCGCAGGAAGAGCCUGGACCGAUACGCCAUGAGACCUGAGGACUAUGGAGAGAGCAGGAUGGUCCGGACUCGCUCUCUGUCCAAGAUCAGCUCCUCGGUGGCUCGGCAGCAGUACGUCGACACCUCUGAUGAGGACGAUUACCCGAGAUACGCCCCCAUGUACCAACAGCCCCCCCACCGCCGCCGGAACAGCAGAGCCUCGUCCCAGGAGAACCUGGGACAAGCCCCGCCCAUGAACGAGCUGAACAAACGCAUGUUUGCCAUUGAGAGUCUGCUGAGCCGCCUGGAGGAGAAGAUGACGCCGGCCGACGAGACGUCGACUCCGUCGGGUCAGAACGAGGAGGAGAAGCUGAGGAGGAAGCUGAGCGAGCUUGCGGGGAACCUGAGCGAUAAGGGCCUGUCGUCGGACGACGAGGCCACCAAGAAGUCCUUCUCUGUGGGUAAAGGUCCAGCUGGCAUCAGGGGCGGCCCGGCGGUCACUCUGGACUCGCUGAGGGACAAAGAACUGAGUUCGUCCAGCGACGAGAUGCCCACCGAGGCUCAGAAGAGAUCAACUGCUGCCGCCCUCUGUGACCUCACCACUGAGGUCCUGAGAACCAUUAAUGCCACAGAAAACGCAAUGGUCGAGUACGGCCUCUCAGAGCCGGUCGACAAAUCCCACUUAGUAGGGACUGACGUUAAGCAAGCAGAUGAUGCUUUCAGGGAACUUGAGGAAAAUGUGUACAUCACAGCCGGUCAGUCGUACGAACUGGAGACGAAACUGCGACGACUCGAGCAGAGCGCCAAGAAUCGUUUCGGAGGGACGACGGACUCGGAGCUGUCGGAGCUGGAGGACGUGGUGGCGCUGACCGCCGCCAGAGUCCAGAGCGCCGAAAGCGAGGUGUCGGAUAUUGAGAGUAAGAUCGCUGCUCUGAACGCUGCUGGAACCAAGAAGAAGCUUCCUGGAAGUCAUCAGAGGAAAAAAUCAACACAAGACUUCUCCAAAAACACGAACGGAGCUCAGUGGAAGUCCAACAUGUACUGAAGCUGAAACCUGAACAGCAGCUGGAACAGGAAACGUGUGUCAGCUGACGCGUUCGUCCUUUCUUUACUUCCUGUGUCUUCAUUUGUAAAAUUAUGAGCUUCAUCCAAACUGUUCUUUGUCUUUUAAUGUCUUCAAGAGAAAAAUGCUUUUCAGUCUCCACGAAACAGGAAUUCAAGAUAUUUGACUAAAACACAACUCAGAUUAAAAAUAUGUGAAGACGAAGUCAGAGUUCAUCGAGAGCCGAAUGUUUCCUGUUGCAACAGACAAACAUUUGACAUUCAUCUUCUUUUUCCUUUUUAUUUUGAAAAUAUUGUGAAUUUCCCUUUUUGGAUCUAACAUUAAUUUCGUUAUUACUAUCAAACGUCGUCACGUCUCUCCACAGAAAUGAAAAGAAAAAUAUUUUCCACUUUAAAAAACAUGAAUUAAUAUAUUAAAUGUGUGCAGAAUUUUGUUCCCAUUAAUGUCCAGCAGGAUAAAAAAGCUGCCACAUUAUUUGAGUCAAAACUGACACAUGAAAACCAAAUUUAAAUCCACGAUUAAAGAUCGCAAACACCAACUCAAAUUGUGACAUAAAUGAUAAAAGACCGUACAGUUUACAGAGAAAAUGUGAGUUAUCAUCU
Chelmon rostratus (copperband butterflyfish) is the source of this 2345-nucleotide messenger RNA. It is a transcript of the gene mlpha, whose product is annotated as melanophilin a. The record is from RefSeq and is a predicted model, not a curated record. Gene Ontology annotation, cellular component: cortical actin cytoskeleton. Gene Ontology annotation, biological process: intracellular protein transport. NCBI's taxonomy places the organism in Eukaryota, Metazoa, Chordata, Actinopteri, Chaetodontiformes, Chaetodontidae. Gene Ontology annotation, molecular function: small GTPase binding; myosin binding; actin binding. The transcript is spliced from 15 exons. The coding region runs from base 1 to 1725 and encodes 574 amino acids.